Messenger RNA from Aspergillus nidulans FGSC A4, 1704 nucleotides. Its product is annotated as deoxyribodipyrimidine photo-lyase PHR1. The record is from RefSeq and is a predicted model, not a curated record. NCBI's taxonomy places the organism in Eukaryota, Fungi, Ascomycota, Eurotiomycetes, Eurotiales, Aspergillaceae. The coding region runs from base 1 to 1704 and encodes 567 amino acids. The transcript is spliced from 2 exons.
AUGCGGCAGAAGCGCAAACUCUCCAAUGGCGCUGAUGAGCGAUACCACCCCAAUGCCCAACAAACGGCAGAUUUCGGCAUCGUGCUGCGCGACUUUUAUCCGCCAGAAAUGAGCAACGCGCGGUGCGAAGCUUACAACAGCGGAAUCCUGGAGCGGCCGAUUGAAUCAUGGCAAAAAGCAUACACAGAGACGAGCGCUCAGCAGAAUGCGAUGACCGCGAACGCGGCAGUGGUGCAUUGGUUCAAAUCCGAUCUACGUCUACACGACAAUCGCGCUCUGCAGAUGGCGUAUAGGGUUGCGCGGGAGCACAAGAUCCCCCUCAUUGGGCUUUAUAUUCUCUCCCCAGAGGACUUGACUGCUCACCUGUCAAGUCCGGCGCGCGUGGAUUUAACACUGCGCACUUUGGAGCAGCUCAAACGCGAUUUGGGGGAACUCGAUGUCCCUUUAUAUAUGGAGACACAGGCAUGUCGAAAGGACAUUCCGCGCCGCAUCAUCAAUCUCUGUCAAGAAUGGGGCGCGAACCACCUCUUCGCCAAUCUCGAAUACGAAGUUGAUGAGCUCCGGCGCGAGGCAAAGCUUAUUCGACUCUGCGCGGAGAACGGGAUCCGAUUCGAGACUGCGCACGAUAUGUGCGUUGUGCCACCGGGAGUCCUUUCGUCGCAGCAAGGAAGGCAGUACGCAGUCUACAGUCCAUGGUUCAGGUCAUGGCUCGCCUUUCUGAAUGAGAACCCGGAGUAUCUGGAGGUCUCUGAGGACCCGACUUCGAAUCCCGGCGAUGCGAGGCGCUAUUUCAAAGAACUAUUUGAAUGUCCCGUGCCGGCGACGCCGGAAAAUAAGAGAUUCGACGAUGUGGAGAAGGCGGACCGUGUCCGCCGCGCAUUUCCCGCUGGUGAGCAUGAAGGGUUGCGGCGGCUUGAAGAGUUCUUAGAGAAAGCGACAGCUUAUGAUGAUGAAAGGAACUUUUUAUCGGGCGAGACAACGUCGAAACUAAGUCCGUACUUUGCAAGCGGGUCAUUGAGCGCGCGGACGGCCGUUGCGAAGGCACGCGAAGCAAAUGCCGGUAAAAUAUCUCGCGGCGAGGCCGGGUAUAUAUCUUGGAUCAGCGAAGUCGCUUGGAGAGACUUUUACAAGCACGUUCUGGUUCACUGGCCGUUCAUUUGCAUGAACAAAUGCUUCAAGUUUGAAUUCACGAACAUCGACUGGUCAUAUAACAACACCCACUUCGAAGCUUGGGCGGCCGGCAAGACAGGGUACCCUCUGGUAGACGCCGCAAUGCGCCAACUACACGCAACCGCCUGGAUGCACAACCGCUGCCGCAUGGUUGUUUCUUCCUUCCUCUGCAAGGAUCUGUUGAUCGACUGGCGCCGCGGCGAGCGCUACUUCAUGGAGCACCUCAUCGACGGCGACUUCGCGUCCAACCACGGUGGGUGGGGGUUUGGCUCAAGCACGGGUGUAGACCCGCAGCCCUAUUUCAGAAUUUUCAACCCCAUCCGCCAAAGCGAGCGAUUCGACCCUGACGGCGAGUUUAUCAGACGUUGGGUGCCCGAGCUACGCGGCGUGGAGGGGAACGCUAUACAUGCGCCGUAUGAGAGGGGCGCGGGAGACAUCGCGAGGGCGAAUGGGUAUCCAGAGCCGAUCGUUGAUCAUGCGAGGCAGCGCGGUGUUGCAUUAAGGAAGUAUAAGGAUGCUGCGCGGGGAGCAUAA